This is a messenger RNA of Leishmania major strain Friedlin, 585 nucleotides long. RefSeq lists its product as hypothetical. Lineage: Eukaryota; Euglenozoa; Kinetoplastea; Trypanosomatida; Trypanosomatidae. The transcript has a single exon. The record is from RefSeq and is a predicted model, not a curated record. The coding region runs from base 1 to 585 and encodes 194 amino acids.
AUGAGCGGGACUCACAAUGGAGAGUUGCGGGCGCCGUCACGGCAGUCGUGCUGCCAUCGCAGCUGGCCAGUCGUUUUUCUCAUCAUGUCGAUCAUCGUCGUCGUGCUCGCCUUUAUUUGCGUCAUCCUGGGCUUUCUGCACUCCGCCAUCACCGUAAACGUGGGGUUCUUGGGUGUAUACUGCCUCAUCUUCAGCCUGCUCGCCCUCUCCGCAGAGGUGCUGCAGUUCUCAUCGCUCAACGGAGUCCUGUUUGUUUGGAUGAAAUACUUCCACGUUCUUCUCUACUACCGCCCACGUGGCGUCUUCUACAUCCUGUUCGGCGUCCUGCUGCUCGGCACCAGGACGGUCGAGAUCAUCGCCGGCGCCGUGGCCAUUGCGCUUGGUGCGUUGAUACUGCUGGUCAGCAUGGUGGCAGGUAUGCCCGAGUUCGAGGAGGCACCGGAGGAGGAGCCCCAUCGGCGCAACGGCGGCCGCACAUCGAGCGCGGCGGUGCGAGGGACUUCCCCAGGCACCAGGAGCAACGCGAAGACCAAGACCUCCGCCGCGCCGACGGGCUCCAAGUCACACCGUGAGCCCAACGUCUGA